AUGUGGACGGCCCUGGUGCUCGCCUGCAUUUCCUCCCUGUCCUUCUCCGAGAGCCGGGUGGCACUCCGGGGUCCAGUGCCCGUGGUCUUCAACCAGACGCAGGCUGACUUGGUCACAAAAAACACAUCCAGGGAAACGACUGGCAGCAUCUUGAACAAAACCUCAGAGGCCAUGACGGCGCCCUCUCCUGUCACGGCGGCCAGAGAGACUUUGGGAGCCAACCACAGCUCCCCUGCAGCCACAACAGGGAGCACUCCCGGCACCUCAGCAGCUGCCGCGGGUCCCGCCAACCUCACGGACUCCAGGGUGCCCACGCCGACGUCCACACGGCCGCCCCCGGCGUCCACGGCCGCUCCCAGCACGCCCCACACCCAGGCACCCAGCAACGGUACGUUGCCAACCGCAGCACCUCGGACCACGCUGGCCACCAGCACGCAGACUGCUGCCGCCACGGCAAGUGCAGGAGGCGCCCGGGGCUCACAGAGUCCCGCUGAGCACACCCCCCACCACUCCACAGCCGGCCCCGUGCUCCCCACCACCAGCCCCAUGCUCCCCACCGCCGGCCCCACGCUCCCCACAGCCAGCCCCGUGCUCCCCACAGCCGGCCCCACACUCCCCACUGCCAGCCCCACACUCCCCACUGCCAGCCCCGUGCUCCCCACCACCGGCCCCACACUCCCCACCGCCAGCCCCAUGCUCCCCACCGCCAGCCCGGAGCUCCCCACCAGUCCCCACUCGCUCCCCACGAGUUCCCACUCACUUAACACAUCCACACAAGGUCCCACCACCCAGCCGUCGACUGCCCAACCCGUGGCAGACACAACAAGUAGCCCCACCCCGCCCCUGGAGAACACAACCCCAGAGCCCACCCCCUCCGUGGCUUCCGUGUCCACCACCGCGGUGACCGCUGAGGGGCCAGCUGCCAGCACGGUGCCAGCUCCUGUGCCACCUGGGGUGGAGGCCACGUCCCCCACAACACUGCCAAGCACUGUUUCAUCCACAUGGGGGGCCACGGGGGCCGCCACACCCUCCACACCGGAGCAGGUGCGGCCUGAGGCCACAGGGGGCACUGCUUCCACCGGGCCCACCCCCGGGAGCUCAGGGGACCCUAAGGUGCCAACCACGGACUCGUGCCAGCUCAGCACCCAGGGCCAGUACGUGGCGGUCACCACCAGGGUCCUGCCCCUGUCCCCGGUGAACAGAGGGGCGCUGCUGGCCAUGCUCCUGCUGGGGGUGGCCCUGCUCUUCGCGGUCGUGGUCCAGUUUGCGCUGCAGGCCUACGAGAACUACAAGAAGAAGGACUACACGCAGGUGGACUACCUGAUCAACGGGAUGUACGCGGACUCCGAAAUGUGA
Pipistrellus nathusii (Nathusius's pipistrelle) is the source of this 1356-nucleotide messenger RNA. The record is from the annotation of a GenBank genome assembly. NCBI's taxonomy places the organism in Eukaryota, Metazoa, Chordata, Mammalia, Chiroptera, Vespertilionidae.